Messenger RNA from Portunus trituberculatus (swimming crab), 9397 nucleotides. Its product is annotated as protein piccolo-like. NCBI's taxonomy places the organism in Eukaryota, Metazoa, Arthropoda, Malacostraca, Decapoda, Portunidae. Gene Ontology annotation, cellular component: myosin complex. The record is from RefSeq and is a predicted model, not a curated record.
GGCGGCAGUGUGGCGGCGGGGUGUGCGAGGGAUGGACCGGGUGGCCGCGCUGCUCCCCGCCGUGAGUCGCGAGGCCCCGCCGCUGUGUCCGCCAUGAAUAGCCGCGACCCCUUCUUCCCUGGGCGGGCGGCGCCCUGGGCGAACUACACUCCCGGCACGCACUCCGUCUACUCCUCCCCGCCAAGGUUCCCCUACAGCGUGCCGGCGUCCAGGUCCCACCAGGGCUACGUGCCGGGGGGCGUGGUGUACGGACCCUCGCCCUACCUGGACCGCGACCACUCGCCCGCCCCGUCCUUCAGCAACCGCAAUGGCCUGGACCACUACUCAGCGGGCAGAUGGACCAGCUCAGCCUCCCCCGUGUCCCGCCGCCGCACCUGCCCCCUGGAGGACGAGGAUCCCGAUCCCGUGGUGUUUAACGCGGGCGUCACCUUCAGGAUGGGCCGCGAGGCGCACGUGCAUCGCCACCUGGACGUGCAGCCCGCCCACGCCACGCCCGAGGCGCCCUCCGCCGCCCUCACGCGCCAGAUUGACAAGUUCCUCAAGAAAAGUGACCACGCGCUGGACCGCUACAGCGCCCUGCUGGAGUCCCGCUCCUCCAGCGGCCUGGCGGGGCGCCGCGGCAGGUCCGUGACACCCGCAGGCAGCCUGGGGGUGGAGUCCCCUGACACCAGCCUGUCUCUGCGCGCCCAGCGCUCCACCUCCGCCGCCUCCAUCGCCGUGAAGGCGGAGAAGCACCUGGAGAGUCUGGGCCCCGUGGGGCGCCGCCACACUGGGCCCAUCGCGGAGCGUGAGGAGGAUGACGAGGAUUAUGACUCCUCCAGCAGCGGCUCCUUCGACGACUUCACGGACGACACUUCAGAUGACCUGAGCAAGGAUGCUGGCGUGGACAAGGAGCGCACCAAGGGCCACGUCGCCGCCUCCAGCAGGACUCCCGCCCAUCAGCCUUCCAAAUCCAGUCUUUCAGCCCUCGAGGGUGAUGCGACUGACGACCCACACGUGUUUAGGCUGGAUGACCUGAGCUCCGACAGUGACGACGAAUACUUCGAUGUUGUGCCCUUGCCGGGCCUGCGGCCUCCGCCCUUGCCCCGAACCGCGACCUCGUCCGCCGCCUCGCCCCAGCAAGGGUUGCACAACAAGCUCCUUUCCGCCCCGCUCAACCCUCCCACCCACAGUAGGAGCCUCCCCGCCGUGAAUAAGGGGCCGCCCAAGCGAGCCAUGGGAAACAACCCCGCCCCUGCCGCCCCCACACCGGGAACAAACACCCCCACACAAGUGGCCGACAAGCCUCCAGCAGCAGCAAUGCCCUCACCCAAAGCACCCGCGCCUCCCCCUCCCUCAGCUGCACCCCUGAAGACCCUUGACAGACCCGCGCCGCAGCCCCCCGCUGGCUUCUCCGUAUCGCGGAGCAGCAGUGUGGUGAGCCGGGGAGAGGGCGUGAAGAAGUACCCCGCGCCGCAGCCCCCGAAGGACCCCAACACCGCUAAGGGCGUCAAGGAUGUGAGUGACGCUAGCGAUUCUAAGGACGUCAAGGAGAGAGAGGCGGGGAAGCUAAACAAGCCUGAGUGUCCCGAGGCCAACACAGACAGCAAGCCGCUCACUGACUCGCCUGACAACGCGUCGCAGAACAAGGCGAAUUCCGCCGAGGCGCCGCCAAGACCCGGCGCGGCCAUCACUCCUGCCAGCAGCGGCCUGGUCAGGACAGACAGCGACGCAGACAAGGCGUUUGGUGCCACAGCGAAGCCCCGUCGUGCCCCUUCCUUCAAGAAAUACCCCGCCCCUCAGCCUCCUGCCGGGCCAGCCAGACCCAAGUCCGAUGGCGCGAAUUUGAAUCUUGCGCGAGAUAACGUCCUCGCUGCCUCGUCUGGCAGCGUCCCAAGCCUCCUCCAGCCGCCCGUCACGGGGCUCAGCGCGGCGCCCAGCUCAUCAAACCUGUCAGUGGGAGAGAAGAAGUCACCUGAUACUCAAAGCAGUGUGACGGACGGCAAGGGAGAGGAGGCGGUGGCGGCAGCGAAGCCAGUGCCUCAGAGCCCACCACCAGAAGGUAACUCGAGCUACACUCCCUCCACCAGGAAGGUGCGCGCUGGGAGUCCAGUGCCGGAGAAAAUGCCAGUGUCAGGAAGGAAGGCCCCAGCGCCCCCUGUGGUGACCGGGAAGCUGAAGAUCGCCUCCAGUGACUCCACGGCUACGCUGAAGCAGGACUUGGACAAGGCGUCUGCCAAUGCCAAAGCCAAGGUAGAAGAGGAGAACACCAAAAACAGCGGAGACAAGGCACCGAGUAAGUCAGCCAAGGUGGAGAGUAAAGAAGCAGCACUUGUGGAGGACAAGAAGAUACCUAAUGGAGACCUGGCCCGCAGUCCCUCCCCUGGGAAGACCCUUGACAAGAAGAAAGACGGGAAACAAACCAAAACCACGGACAUGGCGGGCAGUAGCAGCGGCCAGCAACAAGAUAACGCUACGAAGAGCAAGAAGGCCGCCAAGACUGAGGCCAAACCAGACGAAGUAACCGUAAACCACGUGUGUAACGGAACGCAAGAGUCUGGAGAGAAGGUUUCCACGGACAACCAGAAGCACAAGAAGGUAAAUGGAACGCACACUGAAGAGGAUUCAGGCAGCCGAGGAGACACGCCUAGCAGAAGCAGCUCAGUGGCCAGCGACGUAACCUCCCCUGACGUGUCCCAGAAGACCUACAAACGAACUCGGAGCGGAAAGUUGGCGGGAAUCUUGAACAAGUUUGAGGUUGAUGAGCCACCAAAGGGCAGCGACAAGGUGAAGCCCAAGAAGGUCGGCAAAAUAUCAGGCUUAGCGAGUGUGUUCGAGAGUGGGAAGGACCAAGCCCCCUCCAAACCUGACCUCGCCUCCCUCAAGUCCACAGAGAAGAAGACGCCAGAAUCCAAACCUGUGAGUAUUGCCGGCAUCACCACCUCCAAGUUUGGCGGUGUUGCGAGGUUCAAGAAACCUGGCGAUACGAAGAAGGAGGAGUCCAAGCCAUCCAGCUCCGAGGACACGAAGAAGAGUAGUAAGGAAACAACAAAGAAGAAGGAUGAAGUGAACGGGGUAGCUGACAACACUGAGCUCAAGAAAACCGAUAAAACUGACAAGCAUGGUAAAGAAUCAGCGAAGAAAACUGAAGAAAUUAAUGGAGUUGCAGAGAGCGCUGAAGAUAACAAGGACAAGAAAGUGUCUGAGAAAGUGGACAAGAAGGACAAAGAAGCAAAGAAGAAGGAUGAAGUGAAUGGAGUCGUAGACAACAAAACAGAGAACAAGAUCAAAACAGCCUCUGAAGAAAAAACGAAGACUGACACAGAGACGAAGAAUAUUGAAGCGAAUGGAAUCAUAAAUAAAACAGACAAGAUCAAGACGGUAUCAGAGGAAAAAACUGAUAAGAGUGACAAAGAGGCGAAAAUUGAAGUGAAUGGGGUCGCAGAAAACAAUGAACUUAGCGUGAAGCCCAAGAAACCAUUUGGAAAGAAAGGAAAGAUAAGCAAAGAGUCUUCACUGGAGAAGAAAGAUCAAGUCAACGGAGUCAUUGAAAGCUGUGAGAAUGACCAAGAAAAUAUGAAGCCGCCUGACAAGACCAGUAAAGACCACUCUGUCAGGAAGAAAGAUUACGUCAACGGCCACAUUGAAGGCAUGGAAGACAACCUAGAGAGCAAAACACCGUCAGUGUCCAAGAAGAUAGAGAAGACCAGCGAAGUGACGACGCCCUCGGUGAAAAAGAAAAGCUACGUGAAUGGUAUUACUGAAAGUAUUGAGAUCGAUGGAGUUACGAAAGCUCACAAACCAGAGAGCGAAACGGAUUCACCUGUGAAGGCUAAGGGAAAGCUUGAAACAGAAGUGAAGGAGGAAAAUACAGCGAGCGAGGUUCCCCAAACACUCACCAAUGGGGACUUAGGGUCCGAUGAGAGCAGUCUGUCAUCUGCUUGCGAGAUCGAGGUGAAGAGCGUCGCCGCAGCUGCACUGAGAGCUUCCGUCACUGCGCCGUCUGCAGGGCGUGGCGAGAUGGGCCAGGGAGCCAGACCCAAGGAGUCUAUCAAGUCUCUCCCCGCCAAAGGAGGAGAUACUGAGUCUAAAAUUACCUUAGGUCGGUUAGAUUCCGCUAAGAGCGCUAAGGACUCCGCGGAGAAGGAAGCUGUCUCCAAGGGCAAGGUGGAGGGCAAAGUGGAUGCCACCGAGGCUCCCACAGUCAAGGGCGGUGAGACGCUGGCCACCAACGCGUUGGUUGCCAAAAAUCACGCUGCCAAACUUGAUAAAUCGCAUUCAAAGCCCGAGGAAGCUGUGGCUGAAGGGGAAGUGACAGCCGCAGCAGGCGCCGCGUGUCAGCAACAGCCUGGCGACGAGGCCAGAGCAAAGGAGAAAACGCAACCUAUUGCCCCUACAAAGACUGAAAGUAUAUUGGCUGCAUCUGUUGACCAAAAGGAUAAGGCGGAAGCCACGCCCGUGCCACAACUCACGCUGAGUGACACUACCGCGGACAAGACAGUGGCCGAGUCGGUAGCACAAACAUGUAGCGGUGCGGAAACCCUCGUAACAGUGGCCACUGCCCAGGCCCUAAGAGAAGCCCCUGAAAUCACAACACCACCCAUCGCCCUCGCACAGCAUGCCAGCACUUCCCUAUCACUGAGUCACAAACCCGAGGGCGAGAAGAUAGAGAUAAGAGUGAUCCCCAAGGCCACCGUCACUGACCAGCCCCUCACUAAGAUAAAAGUUAUUGCCAACGCCACAGUGUCUGACCAGCACUUCAGCCUCGCCGGACCUUCCAGGGAGGCCUCACAGGACCCCGAGGGCCGCCAGUCGCUAGCAGUAGGACGUGUCCCUAACAGCAGCUCGGCACCGCAGCUGUCCACGCUGGGCGCGUCAGGAUACUCCUGGAAGACCAAUCGAAUACGAAGGAAGCUGAACGACGCCAUCGAAAACACGGAGACCAUGCUACCGCGCCUCGAGUCCGAGGUGGAGAACUUGCUGCGGGAGGCAGAGGACUACCUGGCGCCGGAGCGGAGGGCGCGGCGCUCCUGGACGCCCACUUUCCCGCGCAUCAUAACCAGGGGCUCUUGUCCCGCGCUGGCAGCGAGGCGGGCCAAGAGCCACGGCGAAGACGAGGACGAGGUGUUCGAGGACGCCCUGGACCCUUCCCAGCUGGAUACGCUCAUGCCGCUGCCGGACGUGCAGGCGGAGCGGGAGCGGCGGUCUCGAUCCCGCACGCCCAUGGAGGGCCCCGAGCGGUCCUCGUCCAACAACUCGAUGGUGGCGCAGGCCGAGGCGCUGCUCUCCGAGACUGACCGCAUACUGCGACGCUCCCGCUCGGACAAGUCCCUGCGGAGAUCGUACAGCAGGUCCCUGUCCUCGGCGGCGCUCAACAAACUGGCGGAGGUGACGGCGGACCUGUCUGAGGAACACAACACUGCGCACCUGGCGGGGGAGAGGCUGGAGGCGGAGCAGGCGGAGAGGAUGAAGCUGGAGAAGGAGGUGGAGAGACUACAAAACAACAUGCGGAUGAUGAGCACAGCGAACGGGAAGCUGGAGAUGGAGAAGCAAGCAUUACAGAGCGAAGUCCUGAACGGGGAGGCGGAGCACGACGAGGAGGAGGCGGCCGACGCAUCUCUCUACCGCCGCAAGUAUGAGUGGUGCUUGCGGGAGAUCGAGCUGCUGAAGAAACAACUCAAGCAGCAGCAGGAGGAUGACCUUGACCACCUCCUCCUCCUCAAGAAACAGCUGGAGAAGAAGGUGGCGGACGCGUAUGAGGAGACAGAGGAGCAGCGUCAGGUGGUGGCUCAGGUGAAGAGGAAGUCACAGAGGAUACAGGCAGAGAUGAACGACCUCAAGAUACUGCUGGAGGAACAGACCUCGAGGAACAACAUGCUGGAGAAGAAGCAGAGGAAGUUUGACCAGGACAUGAUGGCGGCGCAGGAGGAGCUGAGACAUGAGCGAGCCAACAAGGACAAGGUGCAGAGGGAGAAGGAUCAGAUUCUCUCCGAAAAGUAUUCCUUCGAGCAGGAGGUUGCGACGCUGAAGCUUGAGCUGGAGCUGAAGGAGGAGAAGCUGACGGCCCUCAACAGACAACUGGAAGACCUUAACUUCACGGGCAAGUCUGAGGAGGAGGUGGCAGUCCUGAAGAAGGCGAAACAUGACCUGGAACUGCGCGUCAAGGAUCAGGAGGAGGAGCUGGAUGACUUGGCGGGGCAGGUACAGAUGCUGGAGGGAGCCAAGGUGAGGCUGGAGAUGAGCAUUGAACAGAUGAGGAAGGAGAAUCGGCGGGAAGUGAGCCAGCGUGAGGAGGAGCUGGAGGAAGUGAGGCUCUCGGCACAGAAGAAAGUCAAAGCCCUGGAGAGUCAGCUGGAGAACGAGCAUGAGGAGAGAACACUGCUGGUCCGUGAGAAGCACGAACUGGAGCGGCGCGUGUCGGACCUGCAGGACCGCCACGUGAGCCAGGUGGACGAAGAGUAUGUACACAAGCUGAAGAAGGAACUGAAGAAGACCAAGGCACUGCUGCGGGACACCCAGACCAUGCUGGAGAAGAGCCAGUCAGAGGGUGGACAGAAGCUCCUCGUCAGGCAGCUCAAGACACAGCUGGAAGAUGCAGAGUUUGCCAAGACAGCCGCCAUCAAGGCCCGGCAGUGUGCUGAGGCAGACCUGUCCGACCUCACGUCCCAAAUGGAGGAGGCUCAGCGGUCCAGGAAGGAGGCUGAGGACCGCUGUGCCAGGAUUGGAAAGGAGAGAGCUGAGAUACAAACACAGCUGGAAGAGAGUGAGGAGGAGGUGGCGGAGGUGAUGAAGAAGUACAAGUCGGUGGUGUCACAGCUGUCGGUGGACCAGAUCACACUCUCCGAGCAGACCCAACAGAUUGCCGAGCUGGAGCAUGAAAAACAGGUGCUUCAUGAGCGCCUGCUGGAGUUGUCAAGCAAGGUGGAGGUGCUGGAGGGAGAGACGGCUAACAUCCACACCCAGCGCCGCCUUGAGCUCAAGAUCAAGGAAGUGGAGUCCAAACUGGAGCUGGAGCAGACCACCAGACAGAGACUAGAGAGCCAAAUCAGCCGACUAAAGGACCAGCUGGAGCGAGUGACUGGUGACUGUGACUCAGCGCGCCUGAAGGAAGCUCAGGCAGUGGAGCAGAACAAGCGUGUGGCCCGACAGCUGCGCGACGCCAAGGAGGACCUGUCCACGCUGCAGCAGCGCCACACCGAUGCUGUAAACAAGAAGAGUGAGAUGGAGAAGCAGCUGGAGUUGGCAGAUUCUGAAGUGGCCACCCUGAAGAGUGACCUCAAGUUGGCGUUUAAGAGAAUUGAGGACCUACAGCAGGCCAUCCAGGGUGACCUCAAUGAUUCUGACUCGGACCUCUCAGACAGUGACAGCGACAGCGACGGCAGCUUGAGCUCUUAUCUGACAGCAUCUCUGAAACAGCAGAUGUCCUCCUCCAAUUCAACACUUCGCACUCCCCCCUCGGAAGUGCAUCAGUUAGACAGGGCGGAGCAACCCACCUCCCCCUGCAGCGAGGCCAUCAGCGAGGACCUGGACGAGGCGGCGGCCACAAGGGAGUCUUUUGCGUGAUAGUUUGUACUUAGCUUAUACCUGAUAUGAGUAUUACUAUAUUACUAUUGUCAUCUCGCCGCAUAGAAUUGUACAUGUGAGAGAUGAUCAGACUAAUAGGUGUAUUUCUGAAUUCUCUAGCUUAACUGAACAUUUCUAGGCAAAAGUUGUGUUCCAGUGGUGAUUUGUUGUUACUGGAGAAGUGAUUGAGCUUUAAAUAGGUUUUGUAUAUGUGUACAGAGAUAUGAUGAUGAUGAUAGCUGGGUGAGAGGAUGCUGCUGCUUCUUGAUCUCUUGCUACUUGGUGCUCUCCUCCUCCAGAAGGGUUUGUUUACCUCUUUUUUAUCUCCUCACGUUAUAAGUGACAUUCCUUACGUGUCUCGGCUCGGCAGGUGGAUCAGCCACGCCUUGCCAGUUCCUAUUCGCUCUCGGUUACUUUGUGUUGUAACCUUCAUGUUCUUUUUAUUGUGAAGUAAAAAGGCAGUGGCGCGGUUUAUCCAUCUACAGCAGUUGCUCACGAACAUCAGUUUGCUGCAGUAGUACAGUUCUAAACAAUAUUGACGGUAACACACAUCAAACUUUAUCUGCUCACAUGGUUUAUAAACUCUGCCACACUCGUAGACAGGAUCAGUAUUACAACCACGACUGACUUCAGUUUCUGUCCUGCCCACUGCAGCUCACAAGUGUACCUUUAGUCAGCGUUGGGUUGACUUUGGAGUUCACGAAGAUUAAUUGUUAACAUUUUCUCACUCCUGCUCACAAUGCUGCCUGCACUGAGGCCUUAUUGCCGCCCCCAGGACCCUGCAUCCUCUGCCUCCUCUGUGGCUUGCUGUCCAGCUUUUGUAUAUAAAAGCCUGUAAAAAUUUUGUGAAUGCAUAUUUACUAUGUAUAUAUGUCAAACUCGCCUUAGUUGUGCAUUGAAUGGCUGGGCAGCGCACCACACGGGAAUUCCUGCUUGCUUCCCACCUCUUCCCAGUCUGAAGAGUGGAGACAGCCCAGCUCUGGCACUUCCUCCCUCUCUUCUCUCCCCCUGUCCCCCUCCUGCAACAGUGUACAGUGUCUCAGUUCCUCAGGAAGGUGUUGAUGCCAGGAGAAACACUUUGCCAAACACUUAGGGGUACAUCUUUGCACACAGCUAACUCCUACAUCCAACAUUCGCCACAGUGAGAUUUAGUGAACUCGUACGUACGUGCAGCAAACUUUUGAAAGCUCAGAUAUCCAUUAUUGACUGAAGUGAGAUUUAGGCAGUGAAUUUGUACAUACAGAAAUACACAAAUAUUUAGCAAAGUGAGAUUAAGAAUGAUGCAAACUAUAUUAAACAUACACGUAAACCUGAAACUGUGCUUUGAAUAACCAAUUAUACACACGUAAAUACCAAAAAAGAAUCACACGUGUACUUCUAUCUAUCUAUCUAUAUAUUAACCAUUUCAUUUAUGUAGCAAGUUAACCAAGCUAGAGAGAAGCAAAUGUGCAGACAAGCCAACAAAAAACGUGCCAUUGUGGGGAAUUGGUUGACCACAUUCCUCAUUCGAGCUUGACUUGUCCUGCCCUCAUGAACCACACCCACCUGACUGACACAUGAACAGCUGUGACUGGUACUUAAUAUUGCCUUGUUCAUUUUGGCCAGGAAAAGAAAACCAAAAUAUUAUUAUAGUGUACAAGGCCUUGAUAGGAACUGUAUUACUGUAUCAAAAGUAUAUCAUAUAGUCUAUACAUAUUUAUUUACUUUCUUGUAAAUUAUUUAUCCUCCCCUCACCAAUAAAGCUCAUGUAAGAAAUCAUAUCACAGAAUCCUUAGUGUAAGACAAAGGUUUGUAAUGAUUUGUAUGGAAUUUCUUUAUAUAGAUAUGUACAGUGGAAAACACAACUAACAGAUGA